Molecule: messenger RNA, 1407 nt
Organism: Liolophura sinensis
Lineage: Eukaryota; Metazoa; Mollusca; Polyplacophora; Chitonida; Chitonidae
Product: acid-sensing ion channel 3-like
Exons: 8
Coding region: 1-1407 (468 amino acids)
Biological process (GO): sodium ion transmembrane transport
Cellular component (GO): plasma membrane
Molecular function (GO): ligand-gated sodium channel activity
Source: RefSeq, a predicted model, not a curated record
AUGGCAUCAGAGAAGAACCAUGAUACGGACCGGACCGGUGACAAACCUCGACAUGGGAUGUUAGGCAUGGUGGCGGAGUUUUCCCAAGACACAUCCCUACAUGGCGUCAAAUUCGUUCUGCAAACUUCUGUAUCUACGCCUAGAAGAAUACUCUGGACAGCGGUUAUUUUUGCUCAGCUGGCUGCCUUCUUGGCUGUUAUCACUGGUCAAAUAAUCCAUGUUAAAAACCUACCCGUCCUAACUAAUGUCGUCACAAGCUACGAGGACAAGCUAGCCUUCCCGGGGGUCACCAUCUGUAAACCACUUUCCACAACUACUCAUCCUGACCUCGACCCCUUCGAGAAUGACGUCUUGAUGAACCUCGAUAUAAGAAACCGAACUUUCUUCACGUCACUUUCUGAUGAGGACUACGCCAGAAUCGACACCGGUGAAAUCUAUCAAAAGAGGUUUCUUCUUGAGGACAAAUUUCUGCGGUUUUGUGUGUUUGCGCACGUUAACUGCUUACAACUCGUCAAGACAAGCCUCGCGAGAAAAUUCCUGUGCGAGAGUGUAAAUAGUAUUUUACCAGACGACAGGUCAUGGUCACGUGAUGCGGAUGACCCUGAGACAGCCAAUAAAUCAGAAAGGUUAAUAUCAAUGACCCCCGGUCUGGAAGCCGGCCUUCGACUUGUUCUGAGGAUGGAAAAAGAGGAUCGCGGUGUUAAGCUGCUUCUUCACGAGCCUGACAAGAAAAUACGGGCCGUGAAUUCCGAGUUCCUACAGUUAUCUCCCUCCAGUGAAAAUUACAUUGGCGUUAAAGUGUUCAAGAACAAGUUUCAGCCUUCGCCUUACCGAGCAUUCGGGGACCGGAAGUGCCAGGUGACGACGGGUGACUUUCGGCACCCUCUGGUUCCCACGGGAAGGUACACUCUUCGAGCCUGCCAGGACGCGUGUGUGAUUAAGGGAGCCAGAGACUUUUGCGGGUGUCAAGUGGAUUAUGUCAAUAAGCAUACUGAAGAGAAGAUGUGCGAUCCGAUACGGCUGAUCGAUUGUCAGAUUAAGAUGGUAGAGCGAUUCCUUAACAACAGUCUCUCGGUUGCCGUAUGCGACUGUCCAUUACCGUGUGAAGACCUAGUGUACGACACAACCCUUUCUUCUCGCCCCAUAGGAAACGAAAUGGAUAAGGACAGGAGGAAUAACGUCCUUGUCCAUAUCCACUUUGAGCGCCUGAAGAUCGUGUCCACAGAACAAGUGCCCGACUACACCACCGGCGACGUGUUUGCGUCUAUUGGCGGUCAGAUGGGACUGUUCCUUGGUGCUUCCAUCAUCACAGUGAUAGAGAUCCUGGAGCUGACAAUCAGAUGUAUGUAUGGCUGGAUGCGGAGAGACUCGCGAAAGACAACCAGCCGGGCGGACGUGAACACGUAG